GCCGCACGGGCCCGCGUGACACACCGCGGAGGGAGAAAAGAGACUCGUGACUUCGUAUCCACGCUUCGCACAGCGAACGGGUGAACAAUCGUGAAACGCGAGCGUGCGAGUAAGAGGGCUGUAGUUUUGAGAACUUUGAUGUGUAUAGAUAAAGGUACAAUUAUUAGUAUCCGCUUUCACUGCUUGUAUAUGUAAUCGAAUAACAUGAAUAGGAGAUAAAUAGGUAUAGCACAAAGUAUCUAUGAUCAUAUAUGACAAAGUAAUCGAAUAGCCUACUGGUCGCGGCAGCUCGAAUCUCUGCCUUCUUCCCGAUCUCGGAGUAGAGCCCGGGUCCCGCGGCGGCCAUGGCUAUCGGAGAAGGCAGAGGCGGAGACGACGCUGACGUCGAGGAGGGGGGAUUUUGGGCUGGGGGCGGCGAAACGGGAAGCGGGAUACACGGACCUGCUACUGAGCGGUAUGAGGCAAAUUGAAUUUCUUUUCUAUAUAAUAGAGACGGGAGCAAAGCUCGCCGUUCGUGAUGUCCACGUCGGCCUUUUAUUUUUCAGCCGUCGGAUCUUCAAACAACGGACACGCCAUCACUUAUCGUUUCCCAGCCUCCAUAGUACACGGCGUUUCUAGAAGAUUUCUUUCUAUAUAAUAGAGACGGGAGCAAAGCUCGCCGUUCGUGAUGUUCACGUCGGCCUUUUAUUUUUUAGUCGUCGGAUCUUCAAACAACGGACAUGCCAUCGCUUAUCGUUUCCCAGCCUCCAUAGUACACGACGUUUCCAGAAGAUGCCGGACGGGCGAGGUAAAGCUCGCCGUUCGUGAUGUCCACGUCGGCCUUUUAUUUUUCAGCCGUCGGAUCUUCAAACAACGGACACGCCAUCGCUUAUUGUUUCCCAGCCUCCAUAGUACACGGCGUUUCCAGAAGAUGCCGGACGGGCGAGGUAAAUAAUACUCCCUCCGUUCAUAAAUAUAUGACGCCGUUGACUUUUUUUAAAAACUUUGACUACUCGUCUUAUUCAAAAUAAUCGUGAGUUAUUAUUUAUUUUAUUGGGAUUUAUUUUAUCACUCAAGGUAGUUUGAAUAUGACUUAAAAUUUUAUAUUUUUGAAUAAAUAUUUUGAAUAAGACGAGUCAAAGGUUUCGAAAAAACUAAACGGUGCCAUGUAUUUGUGAACGGCUACGGACAGUAGCCGUGGUCAUCCUUUCGCGAAGCGCCCGUCACAUGCCACAUGUCCAAUCCCCGUCCCCUUCUCCUUCUACCUCCCCAGCCAAGCGCUCCGUCUGAAAGCGCCAUCCACCUCAUUCGUCCAGAGCUUGCCGCCGCUGGUCGCUGCUCCCCUGACGCGUGUGCUGCCACUGGCCGAGGGAGGCCGCCGUCCUGGUGGAUGAGGUCCGCAUGCCGGAGCAAGACGCGAAGGAGCCGGCGUCGGCCGCAGAGCAGAUCUUGACGCCGGAGAAACCGGAGGCGCUAAGAGCGCGCGGCUGCAGCAUGGCGUUCUCCGUUAAGGGCAUCUGUCGAGCCGCGCUUGGGUUGCGGCGGCACAGACUGAGGCGACAACGCUGAUAGCGGAUGACCUCGAGUCUGUCGAGCGGAAGCUCAGCAUUGGCGUCGGGGCUGCACGGAGCCCCGUCAAGCACAACUGCACAAGGCGGAGGUCAAACUGCCGGAGAGGUGAGCCUGCUACUCGGUGCUGCUGACAAUGUCUUCAAGCAAGAGGGUGAAACGGCAUACCUAGCGUCAAAAAGGAAUAUUAAGCAGAGGCUUGUGGCAUUCUACAUGUACCACCCUGAGGAUAGGAGCAAAGGGAGACAUAGUCACACAGUUGGUUGUUUGAUUACCAUGUCACUGAAACAGCAUAUGCCAGGCAUGCAAAGGUCCUUUUUAUCUACUGUUGAAUGAGAAGAUAAAUGAGAAGAGUACCGUCAAAUGAGAAGAGGAAUGGAAGCACAUCAUCUUCUGUCAGCUAAAUCCUGCUCUUACCCUUGGAGUAAAAGCGAGCGUGUAAAACAUACAUGGCACAUGUGAAAUUGAUACAAGUCAAGCUUGAAGGGGGCGUACCAGCUUUUAAAUCUUCUUGUUCUUA
Messenger RNA from Zea mays, 2068 nucleotides. RefSeq lists its product as uncharacterized. Lineage: Eukaryota; Viridiplantae; Streptophyta; Magnoliopsida; Poales; Poaceae. The record is from RefSeq and is a predicted model, not a curated record. The transcript is spliced from 3 exons. The coding region runs from base 1555 to 1884 and encodes 109 amino acids.